ACCACCAAGUUUCCGUCACUGCUCACAUGCGCAUGCGCGAACAAGUGCAUUUUUUAAACCAGAUUUGUCAUUUCUAUUGUGACUUUUAAUGUGAAGGCUCCAUGAGCUAGGUUUGUCCAGUUAGGUUUGAUGAGCCAGGUUUAACUUGUAGGUUUGAUGAGCCAGGUUUAACUUGUAGUUUUGAGGAGCCAGGUUUAACUUGUAGGUUUGAUGAGCCGGGUUUAACUUGAAGUUUGGUGACAUAUCACAAGAUUAAAGAUGAGAGCGACGUUGUUGGCUGUUAUUGUUUUUGACGUGCUUUUAUUGGGAAAUGUGCUGUGCAAUCUGCAGUCCGCGUUUCCUUCAUCUAAAGACAACUCCUUCUGCCCCGACGGCUGGGCCCUGGUUGAUCUAGGCCCGGACAUCACCUGUCUCUACAUAAGCAACAGCACCAAGUCCUUCUACGACGCCAACUCCACCUGCGUCAAGGCCGGGGCUGGGCUGGUCAAGAACAUCACACCAAAGAAACACACGGCCAUGAGAAACGUGGGCUCUAAACGGUCCCAAGAUUUCUGGGUCGGACUCCACAAAGAACGGGGCUACGACAAGAUCUUCAAGUGGGUUGGCACAGUAGGCGACGGCAGAGCGGAGUUCUUCAGUCUGCCCAACACUGCACGUGAGUAUGUCAGCUUCAAGGAACAGUGCGGCUAUUUCUCGUACGAGCCUGGAGAGUUGGAGUUGGACGAGUGUGAGACAGAGAACUACUUCAUGUGUGAGAAGCCUUCAGAAUGCAAGGAUGGAUUUUUUGGCAGCAAGUGCAAACAACAGUGCCACUGUAAGGGGGAGCCGUGUAACAGACGGGAGAGGGAGGAGAACCGGUGCCUGUGGGGCUGUGAGCCUGGCUGGAUGGGGGCCAUGUGUGAUCAAGUGAAACAAGAACCUGAGGUGAAAUACUACUGCAUUGAUCCACCAAAUAAAGGGAAAUACGUCUAUAUCAGGAUCUACACAAAAGGAGUUGUUUACAACUCGAUCUACGGCCUUGACAAAAACUAUGAAAGGUCAAGCUGGUGCAAGAAGACCCAAAUAACCCGGUCAGCUGACCUCUACGUCAUCUCCAUCCUGCUGGACGACAACACCGUACCACAGAUGGAUGAUGGGAAAUGUGCAGGGGAGCGUGUCGACAACACGACGUACGAGUGGACACUGGUCAUCCAGGAAAACGAGGGCAUCUUGCUGGAGAACGACGUGCAGGUGACCAUCCAGUGUAACUUCACGCAGGCCGAGACGAUGACCAUUGAACAAGACUACAACAUUAGCAGCUCGGUGGUUGAGAUGAAAAAACAGAAGGUGGCACCAGAGACAACGGAUGAUGACGUCAUGCUCCAGGUCGUCGACGCCUACACGGGACUUCCGAUAACAGAGGGCGUCAUCGGGUCGUCGGUCAAACUUCAGAUCAAGUUUGGUUUGUUGACAGAUUCCCUGCUUAAAGGUGUCAUGGCUUACAACUGUAUAGCGCAGUCUUUAGAUGGGAAACGUUCGAUACAUCUCAUCAAUACAGACGGGUGUGCAGAGCAGAACUCGCCCGUGUCUGUGUUUAUGAAGCAGGACACGCACACGAUCGCUACCCAGUGGUUUCCCUUGUUCACGUUUGAAGGCUCUAACGACGUCCUAUUCCAGUGUCUGUUUGACUUCUGUUUUGACGACAGCUGCAAUGUGGGCUGUAGAGAACCUACCCGACACCGUCGUGACGCGGCCAGUGGCGAGAGAACAGCUGAACACGCCACCAGCAAGACCAUCAGGGUCCUGCCCAGUGUGCACUCACACAAUACUGCAGAUCACAAGCCUGCCGCCAGCGUGGACUCGAACCAGCACAAACAGCACCACAUGCCGGGCGAGCACCACUGGAGCUACCUGAUGUACAUCAACCCCGUGACCUGCGGCCUCUUCCUCCUCCUCCUCCUCAUCUUCCUCAUCAUGUAUGUCUCCUUCCUCCACACCCUCCGCAAGUCUGUAGAGAACGUGAGGCGGGAGAUAGAGGGGAGUCGGUCACGUGAUAAGUUCCUCAACUGCGGCUGCAGGAAGCCACUCAAAGACAAAGAUUACGUCUGUCCUUAGUCAAAUCUUUAAACUUUCAGUUUCAUCAAAUUUUUAGUUUUUAAAUCUUAUCAAUGUUUUUAUUUUUAUUUUUAUUUGAAGACAUAUAUAUAUAUAUAUAUAUAUAUAUAUAUAUAUAUAUAUAUAUAUAUAUAUAUAUAUAUAUAUAUAUAUAUAUAUAUAUAUAUAUAUAUAUAUAUAUAUGUCUUUUACAUACCUUGAAUCACAUUUGUACAUUCAUUUUUAUCAUACAUAUGCUAACAAAUAUUUCAAGCCAGUAAAAAUAACAAAAAGUUAAGUUCUAGUAGUAUUUGUUUUGUUUAAAAUGCCUUCUCUAAAUUUACGGUAAAGUGGUUAUUACCAGUUUAAUUGAAAGAGGAGUAGGAUAUCGUCCAUGAAUGAGGUGAGUUAGUUGAUUGUGUUGAGUGCCCCCAACCCCCUAAAUCUCCCAACCCUCAUCAACCCCCUCAACACUGUUAAAAGUCGUCAAAAUAGAUAUUAAUAGAUAUAAUAGUAUUAAUAUUUACGCCAUCUCCUCCUUAUGAAACCCAAAAUUAUCAAUAUUUGAAUUAUUUAUUUUGGACAUUUUUUUUUUCAAGAAAUGCAAAUUAUUUUUUCAAACCCCUGACCAGUUAUAAAAAAAAAAUUUAGACCAUCCUCCCCUUCAACCUACCCACACACACACACACCACUUUGCUUGACGCCAAAUUAAAUAUUUUCUUUAAGACUCAGAAAUGUUGUUUUUUUUCUAUGACAGAAGGCGGGUGUAUCUAGAACAUGCUUGUAACUUUCACCUUCUCAAGUCCAUUCACUUUUAGAAAUGUUUUACUGUAGAUGUUUCAAGCUUACAGCUCAUGUAAACCGGCCAUACACGCACGCCGAUUACACUGUUUUAAUUAUGUUUUUAUCAAUCGUUUUAAUCUGUUAAAUAAACAUGUACAUUUAUA
This is a messenger RNA of Physella acuta, 3020 nucleotides long. RefSeq lists its product as uncharacterized. Gene Ontology annotation, cellular component: plasma membrane. Gene Ontology annotation, molecular function: transmembrane signaling receptor activity. Lineage: Eukaryota; Metazoa; Mollusca; Gastropoda; Physidae. The record is from RefSeq and is a predicted model, not a curated record.